UGAUCCUGAAUCCAAUUUUAGGUUUAUGGGACGGGAUCGCUAGGUUUUCAGAUGCGAGGGACCGAUUCGAAGGUUUCUGGGGAAUAAUUUGACCCUGAUUUCAGAUUGGAAUUGGUCUUGAUUGAUCCUGAAUAUGGGACGUUCUGAAGCGGUCAAUUCUAGGUUUCUGGGACGGAAUUGCUAAGCGAUACUAGGGUUUCUGGGGAUCGGCAGUGACGAGUUUGACCCCGAUUCCACAUUGGAAUUGGUCUUGAUUGAUUUGAAUCUGGGACGUUCUGAAACGGCCAAUUCUAGGUUUCUGGGACGGAUCGCUAGGUUUUCAGAUGCGAGGGAGCGAUUCUUGGGUUUCUUGGGAGGACGAAUUCUACCUCGAUUUCGAAUUUAGAAUUAAUGGAUAUAGUCCCCAGUCCCUACUCUGGAAAUGGACUACACUGUAAUUUGAGGCAUGCGCGGCCCGAUUGAGAGGGAAAAGUAGAAGAAAAGGCGCCAAACAAAAUGGAGACCUUCGGAGAGCCAUGGCCAGAACUCAACGACGGCCUCACCUAUAAUGAUGUCGUCCCUUCUUCUAACACUGCUUCAACAACCCUGGUUGAAUUCUACUCAACCAAGUACAAUAACUCAGCCCCCUUCGAAGGUUGGUUACAGAGGAUACGGAAUGGGCAGAUAACGGUUGAUCGCCAAGUUGUAAAGAAUCCUGACACAAUUCUCAGAGAAGGUUCAAAAUUAAUCUAUCAUCGUCUUCCUUGGAGAGAGUCAGAUGCACCGUACUUGCUGGAAGUUCUUUUCGAAGAUGAUGACUUGGUUGCUUUGAAUAAGCCUUCGGGUCUACAAGUUCUACCUGGUGGACUUUUCCAGCAAAGGACGGUUUUAACCCAACUCCAGUGGAGAGCAAGUAAAAAGGCUUCUUCUUCACUGGGGCUUUCACAGGAACCUCAUCCUGUUCCUGUUCAUCGACUUGGUAGGGGCACUUCAGGAAUAUUGCUCUGUGCCAAGUCGAAGCUUGCCAAAGCCCGUCUUGCUGCAUAUUUUGCUGAUGGGACAUCAGUUAUUGGGAAUAAGAGGGUAACCAACAUGGAGCUUGGGAUAAAAAGGAGAAUUACAAAGAUAUAUCGAGCAUUGGCCUCAGGAAUAAUUGAUAAAGAUGAGGUUGUCAUCACGCAGCCAAUUGGAUUGAUGCGAUACCCUGGGGUAGCCAAUGGGCUUUAUGUUGCUUCUUCAUUGGGUAAACCAGCACUCACCAAAGUUGAUGUUCUUGAGAGAGAUGUACUGGGAAACUGCACAUUGGUCGAGGUUGAGAUUCAGUCAGGACGUCCACACCAAAUCCGCAUUCAUCUUUCCUUCAUUGGGCAUCCACUCAUUGGAGAUCCUCUCUAUGAUGCUGGUGGUCAUCCAAAAUGCUUCAAAUCAGAGUUAGGAGAUGGGAGUUUUGCAGAAGAUGGAGGUUAUCAGAGGCCUAUGAAUCCUGUUCCUGGAGACUGUGGCUACUACUUGCAUGCUUAUCGAUUGGUUCUUCAUCAACCAACCACAGGCAAGGUAAUUGAAAUCACUGCUGCUCUCCCAUCUAUCCUACAGACACAGGAUGAACUCAAUCAGAAGGAGCAUACCACGCAGCCGAGAACUGUUGACACUGCUGUAGCAGUUUCUGAGAAGAAGCAACAAAUGUAGCAAUCAAAUCACCCCAUGUUUAAGAAUUGGAACUGUUUUUCUGCCAGUGUGUACCUGCCUUUCAGGGCUAUCUCCACGCUGCCAUCUAUUCGAUCUAAUUGUAUGCCUUUCCAUGUACAUGAAUGCACCCCCUUUAGCUCUAUGCAUUCUCUUGUAGUCUUGAAUUCUGUUCUGCCACGGGGCAAACUUCAAUUAAAAUGAAACUUAGUAUGUGAAUAGAAAGCCUGGAGAUUGGUUUAUCUCAUUUUAA
Messenger RNA from Macadamia integrifolia, 1915 nucleotides. RefSeq names its product RNA pseudouridine synthase 5. Gene Ontology annotation, molecular function: pseudouridine synthase activity; RNA binding. Bases 496 to 1665 code for a protein of 389 amino acids. Gene Ontology annotation, biological process: pseudouridine synthesis. NCBI's taxonomy places the organism in Eukaryota, Viridiplantae, Streptophyta, Magnoliopsida, Proteales, Proteaceae. The record is from RefSeq and is a predicted model, not a curated record. The transcript has 14 exons.